AUGUCAAAUGAUUUUGAGAUCAAGCGUUCUGGACUUUCAGUUUCAACUUCAUCCUUUGAUGCAUUUUGUGAGGAAUUAAAAAGAAAUAAUAGUAAAAUAGAAGGUCAUCCAUUAAGAGGAUGGAUGAAAAAAAAGAGUCCAGCAAUCUUAAAAGGAUGGCAAAAGAGAUAUUUUAUGUUGAUUGAAAAUCCUUAAGAUAAAAGUUGGAAAUUAGUGUAUUUUGAUAAUGAUGUAAAAAAACAUAUUGUGAAUGUAGAAAACUGAUACAAGACCCAAUGGAGCUUUUGAUGUUUCAACUAUUACAUCAAUUCAAUAAGUAUCUAAAAAAGAAUUUACCAUUCAUUUCCCUGGAAGGAAACUAGAAUUGAAAGUUAAACCACAAGAAGUUUAUUAAUAGUGGAUAAAUACUUUGAAUGAACUUCGAUUAGCUACUAAUGUAGAAAGAACUAAAAGAUAAUUGAGUGCUGAAUAAGUUGUUAAAUUAUCAAAUGACAGUCCAACCAAAGGUAUAAAUAAGUAUUAUUAAUUUAGUGUCUUCAAAUCAUAAGAUAGUUGAUAAUCUUACUGUAUAGUAAGCAUAAGUGUAAAAGGAGAAACAACGUAAUUCAAUAUUAAUUGAACCAAUAAAAGAAAUUAAGAAAAAGAAGGAAAAGGAAAAUCUAAGUCAAUUAUCAAAUGAAAAGAUGAUUGAGUUAGUCGGAUUGAAAGAAUUUAUAAAGAAUAUGAAUGAAUAAUUCAUAUAUUAAAGAAUGAUUUAUGGAUAUUUAGGUAAGAGAAGUAAAGGAAAAGUCAAAUAUUUUUAGAAAAGAUGGUUCAUUUUGGUAUCUGCUAAACCUUUGGUAUAUUUUGUUAUUAUUGUUCUAGUAUUCUGAAUACAAUGAUGAAAAAAUCUUGACAGAAGCAUAAUUACCUCCUUGGUUGGAAUUGGAUACAAUUACUUAUUUUAAAGAGAAAGAAGAAGGCAAACCUCCAAAAGCUAAAGGUGAUGUGCGUAUGAUUGAUUGUUAAGAAAUUAUAAUGAAAGAUAUGUCAAAAUCUAAGGAGAGUGGAUUUACAUUCAAAUUGAAUAUGGGAGAUAGAUUAUAUCAUUUAAUGGCUGAUACAGAAUAAGAACGUAAGAAAUGGCAAUAGGCUUUAAAUUUAUCUAUUAGAACUACUAAGGAAAUUCAUAAUCCUUUAAAAAUAAAAAUAAAAAAAAAUAUAGAUCCUAUUAUAUAAUUAUAUGAUGAAGAACCUUAAUUGAUUACAAGAAGAGAGAAAAUGAAAAUAAAAUUAGAAAAAGAUCUUUCUUAAAUUUUGAUUUAGGAUGAUUAAAAUAUAACAAUAUUAGUAAAGUAACUAAGUGAAUUGAGAUAAGAUAUGUUAGAAUCUAUGUAAGCAUGUAUUGUGAAAGAUCCAUAAAGAAAAGAUAUCAUAAAAGAAUAUACAGAUAUAUAUCAUGAGAAGAUUUGUGAGAGAAUCUCAGCAUUCUGGGAUUUAAAUUAUAAAUAAAUGCAAGUAUUUUACACUAAAAUGAAUUUUAGUCACCUGAAUUAUUAAUUUUAGCAUAAUGGUUAAAUGAUUAUUUAAAUUAGAUGAAAGAUUUCUUUAAUGAUGAUAGAAUAAUUUUUGGAAUUAGAGUUCUAAUUAAUAUAUAUGUAAAUAGAUCCCUUGAAAAUUUAGAAUCUGUAAUAAAUUCUAUUAUAGAACAAGAGAAAACAUAAGAACCUAUUUUUAAUGAUUAAUAAUUAUUGAUUACAUAAACACCAAUAGAUUUAUUCAAAAUAAUUAAUGAAUCAUUUGAUAUGGCAUAUAAAUUAUGUCCUUGUAAAGAAACUAGUUUGAAAUUAGGUGGAUUUGGUAAAACAAUUUUAUAAUAAUAUUAAUAUGGAAUAUAAGAGAUGAUAGAUGAAAUAUAAUUAUCAACACCUAAAUUAAUAGCUAUUUGUAAUAAUACAUUAGCAUUACAUGAUAAUACUAAGAAUUAUACUAAAGUACUUUAAUAAGUUGGUAAUUUGAAUGAAGAAGAAACUGAAAAAGUAUUUGAUGGUCAAAAAAUAACAAAAAAUUUUGUAUAAAUAGCUAACAGUUGUAGAGAUAAGAUAUUUUUCUUUUAUUUCAAUCGUGUUGGUUAAUAUUUUAAAAAAUCAUUUCUCGAACUAUAAAUUAUUGAUAUUCUCAAAAGUAUCAUUGAACCAGCAACUGAAACACUAUCUUAAUUACAUGAUAGUUUUAGUAGAAAAUUAUGGAAAUAAUUAUUAGAUUCAAUUGUUCUUUAUUAUUUUAAUUAAUUCAUUAUAUCUUGUGGAAAAGCUAAAAAAGAAAAUCAAAAAGAUUUUAAUAAUAAAUUAGAAAAUGAUAAAGAUAUUUUAGUUUAAGAAUUAGAAACAUUCAUUUUUGAAAAAUAAUUACUUGCUUCAUUAAAACCAUUUGAUGAUAUGAUUAAUUUUAUUAAUGAGGAUUCUCUCAGUAUUUUAGAUCCAUGUAAAAAUCUAAGAAUGUAUUUUGGAAUCCCAUUUUCAGAAAAAACAAUUAAAACUAUUAUGUGUAUUAGAUUUGAUUUGGAUAAAGAAAAAAAGAAAGAAACAAUAGAAAUCUGUAAAAAUUUAAUUGAUGACAUUAAUAAAAAUGAACCUGUUGAACAUCAAAAUAGAAUUAUGGAUGUACUAGGUUAAGAGGAAGAAGAAAAUACAGAACAAACUUUAAAUCAAUAAUUAUAAUAGAUUUAAUAAUAAGAAAAUAGAAGAGCAGAUAUAUUUCUUGAUUUUCGUAAUGAUGAUUAAUUAUAAGUAAUAUAUAUAUAAAUUAGAUACCUCUAUAAUAAGAAUAAAGAAAUUCAAUAGAAAAAAAGGAAUUUAUUGAUGAAGGUUAUUUAAAUAAGAAAAAACCUAAAUAAAAAGGAUGGGAUUAUAGAUAUGUUAGAAUAAGAAAAGGAUUUAUGUAUUGGUAUAUUAAUGCCAAUUCUAGAGAAGCUUAGAAUAAAAUUAAUUUAUAAAGUGUAGAUGAAGUUAUUCCUAAUAUAAAAAAACCAGCUAAUUUCAAAAUUUAAUUAGAAGAUUCAAAAAUUUAUAAAUUUAAAACUUAGAGUAAAGAAGAAUGUGAAUUAUGGAUUAAAACAAUAUUGAAAGAAUAAAAUUAAUUAGAUUCAACUGUAAUCACAAUAGAAGCAAUAGUAAAAUUAUUUAAUAUUUAGAAAAUUGGUAAUGGCAAAAAGGCAAUUAUAUAAGAUUAUGAUGAAAUAGCUAGAAAAGAAAGAUAAUUAUAAAAACAAGAAGAACGAAAGAGAAAGAGAAUUGAAAGAGAAAAUGAGUAAUAAUCUUUAUUAAUUAUAAUAGAAUUAAAAGAAAAUAACAAGAACAAAAAAUGUUGUAAUAAUAAUAGUUAAAGGAAUUGGGAGAUAAAACUAAACCUCAUUAAGUAGAAGUAUUUGAAUAAUAGAGUGAACCAGUAAACAUAUAUUAAUAUUAUUAGAAUUACAGUUAGAAGUAAUCAACUUCUUGCUGGACUCAAUUUUUGAUAGCAUUAGGAAUAGAGAGACCUAAAUGA
Molecule: messenger RNA, 3525 nt
Organism: Paramecium primaurelia
Lineage: Eukaryota; Ciliophora; Oligohymenophorea; Peniculida; Parameciidae
Source: the annotation of a GenBank genome assembly